AUGGCGACGCCGGGCGCCGGGCCCGGUCCGGGGCCACCUCCGGGGCUGGAGGCAGCGCUACAGAAGCUCGCGCUGCGGCGAAAGAAGGUGCUGAGUGCCGAGGAGAUGGAGCUGUACGAGCUGGCGCAGGCGGCGGGCGGCGCCAUGGAUCCCGACGUGUUCAAGAUCCUGGUGGACCUGCUGAAGCUGAACGUCGCGCCCCUCGCAGUCUUCCAGAUGCUCAAAUCCAUGUGUGCCGGGCAGAGGCUGGCAAGCGAGCCCCAGGAUCCUGCUGGAGUAUCCGUGCCCACAUCGAGUGUGCCUGAGACUAGAGGGAGAAACAAAAGCAGCACUGCUCUUGGUGGAGGCCCCACCCUGGCAGAACGAAGCUGCCGGGAAGGAUCCAGCCAGAGGAUGCCCCGACAGCCCAGUGCUACCAGGCUGCCCAAGGGGGCAGGGCCUGGGAAGAGCCCCACUCGGAGCAGUACCUGA
Messenger RNA from Pipistrellus nathusii (Nathusius's pipistrelle), 471 nucleotides. NCBI's taxonomy places the organism in Eukaryota, Metazoa, Chordata, Mammalia, Chiroptera, Vespertilionidae. The record is from the annotation of a GenBank genome assembly.